AUGUACUUAGACUUCCUUCUUCGUGUUCUGGCUUGAUACUUCUGUGAUCGUGGCUGGUUGUUUGGGUCUAGGUUAACUCUGCCUGGUGGCUUUAUCUAUAAAGUCGGGCUAUGGCCUUUCCUCUAUAAAAAAAAGUACUUACAAAGCCAGUCACCCCAACGUCGGUUCGCCAUGGUGGAUCUCCUGCAGAAACUCUUGCCAGAGACCCUGCCACGGGCAUGGUUGUUUCUGUUCCUCUUCUGCCUCAUCGUGUCUGUGCAGUACUGGUUCACCGGAAAGUUCGGUGCAAAAAGACAGCGGCUCCCGCCUUCGCCGCCGGCGCUGCCCAUCAUCGGGCACGUCCACCUCAUCGGUUCCCUCCCCCACAUCUCUCUCAGCGGCCUCGCAGGGAAGCAUGGCCUCGACGUGAUGCUCCUCCGCCUGCAGGGCACCGUGCCCAACCUCGUUGUGUCUUCCUCGAGCACUGCGGAGGCGGUGCUGCGCACUCAUGACCACGUCCUCGCGUCACGGCCCUACUCCGUCGUCUCCGACACCAUCAUGUACCGCUCGUCUGUCAUCGGCUUCGCGCCAUAUGGUGAGUACUGGCGGCAAGCAAGGAAGCUCGUCACCACACACAUGCUGAGUGCUAAGAAGGUGCAGUCUUUCCGUGGCGCCGCUGCGGAGGAGGUCAGCAUGGCGAUGGCCAAGAUCAACCAGGCAGCAGCUACUGAUGCUGCGGUGGACAUGAGUGAGCUGCUCCACACAUUCGCGAAUGACAUGGCGUGCCGCAUUGUGUGGGGGAAGUUCUUCCUGAAAGAUGGUCAAAGCAAGUUGUUCGGGGAACUCAUCAAGGAUACCUCACGGCUGCUAGGCGGGUUCAAUUUGGAGGAGUACUUUCCGGCAGUGGGUAGGGUAGGAGUGCUCAAGAAGGCGGUUUGUGCCAAGGCCGAAAGAGUGAGGAACAGAUGGGCCGAUCUGCUGGACAAGGUGAUCGACGAUCAUGUGAGUAAGCGCAAGAGUGGUUCUUCUACAUCCUUUCUCGGUGACUUUCCCGUGGAUAUUAUGUUGUCUGUCCAACAGGAGUAUGAUCUCACAAGAGAGCACAUGAAAGCUCUCCUGACCGAUGUAUUUUUUGGUGCAAUAGAUACAUCAGCUAACGCCCUCGAAUUCACCUUGGCUGAGCUCAUGAAGAAGCCACACCUGAUGGUGAAGCUACAAGAUGAGGUGAGGGGUAUUGUACCCCAACGACAAGAAAUUAUCUAUGAAACCAACAUGAACAACAUGACGUACCUAAGAGCAGUCAUAAAAGAGUCGCUCCGGUUACAUCCUCUUGCUCCUCUCCUUGCUCCGCACCUUGCCAUGGCUGACUGCAUCAUCGAUGGAUACACGGUUCCUGCUGGGACGCGUGUGGUCGUCAAUGCAUGGGCCAUAGGUAGGGAUCCGAGCCCCUGGGAGUAUGCGGAAGAGUUCAUUCCUGAAAGAUUUACAGAUGAAGGUAGCAGUAUGCAUGUCAACUUCAAGGGUAAUGAUUUUCAGUUCUUGCCGUUCGGAGCAAGGCGGAGGAUGUGCCCUGGUAUGAACCUCGGGGUCGCGAAUGCGGAGCUUAUGUUGGCAAACAUUGUGUGCCAUUUUGACUGGGAACUUCCGCCUGGGGUUGAGAGAAAAGAUAUUGAUAUGACAGAGGUGUUUGGGCUAACCGUUCGUCGGAAGGAGAAACUAUUGUUGAUUCCAAAAUCACGCAUGUAGUCGCGAAAAUAAAACUAUAAGGUAAAUAGUGUGUUAUAUCGCAUAAUGUUUUUCUUUGUAAAGAAGGUGCUAUUGGCAAUAAUGGUACAAAUAAAUAAUAGCCAAUUCUUUCUUAUUAUCGAUACAAAUAUUGU
Molecule: messenger RNA, 1859 nt
Organism: Triticum urartu
Lineage: Eukaryota; Viridiplantae; Streptophyta; Magnoliopsida; Poales; Poaceae
Product: indole-2-monooxygenase-like
Molecular function (GO): oxidoreductase activity, acting on paired donors, with incorporation or reduction of molecular oxygen; monooxygenase activity; iron ion binding
Source: RefSeq, a predicted model, not a curated record